AGGAGGAAACUGACUCGGAAAGGGGAAGGCGUUUGCCUCAGGCCACGCCGCUGGGAAGGGUCGGGUUUGGAUUCAAAGCGAGUCCUUUCGCUGCCGCCGGAGCGCUCGCUCUUGGCCCUGGAAGCCGGGUUCUCGUGCUUAAUUCGGGUAAAGAAUCUCGGCGUAGGAGGUAGGGGUUAGUUAAUAGUUUGCGGGACUCCGCAGAUUUAGUCUGGGAUAGGGUUCUGGAGUCUAUUUUCAGCAGCCGUGCAGCGCACGUAACAGCACAUCGCUCCCCUGUGAACACAGCAAGAAUGAUAGCUGGUUGUCGCGUUACGGUUUUAAGGCCUCAACUGAGAGAAAAUAUCAUACGAGAGCUUCCUCUACAAAUCAUAUGGGACUGGAGAAUACCACUUCGUAGUUUGAAUCAGGAAUGAACUUUUCUGAAAGCUAAGAGUAGAAGUCUUGAUCAGCAUGGAAGACAAAAGACGGCGAGCCCGAGUGCAGGGAGCCUGGGCUGGUCCUGCUAAGAGCCAGGCCACUGCUCAGCCAGCUCCCACUGCUGAGAACCGUCUCCAACAGAGACCUGGUAAAACCUGGAUGAACAAGGAGCAGCAUCUGUCUGACAGACAGUUUGUGUUCAAAGAACCCCAGGAGGUGGUACGCAGAGCCCCAGAGCCACGAGUGAUCGAUAAAGAGGGUGUGUAUGAAAUCAGCAUGUCGCCCAGAGGUGUAUCUAGGGUGUGUUUAUGUCCUGGCUUUAUUGACUUGAAAGAGGCCGACUUGGUGUUUGAACAGCUUUGUCGGGAUGUUCCCUGGAAACAGAGGACCGGCAUCAGAGACGAUGUAACUUACCAGCAACCAAGGCUUACAGCAUGGUAUGGAGAACUUCCUUACACUUACUCAAGAAUCACUAUGGAACCCAAUCCUCACUGGCAUCCUGUGCUGCUCAUGCUGAAGAACCAAGUUGAAGAGAACACUGGCCACACCUUCAACUCCUUGCUCUGCAAUCUUUACCGGAGCGAGAAGGACAGCGUGGACUGGCACAGCGAUGACGAACCUUCACUGGGGAGGUGCCCCAUUAUUGCUUCUCUCAGUUUUGGUGCCACACGUGUGUUUGAGAUGAGAAGGAAGCCCCCACCAGAAGACAAUGGAGACUACACAUAUGUGGACAGAGUGAAGAUACCCUUAGAUCACGGGACCCUGUUAAUCAUGGAAGGGGCCACGCAAGCGGACUGGCAGCAUCGAGUGCCCAAAGAGUACCACUCCAGAGAACCAAGAAUAAACUUGACCUUUCGGACAGUUUAUCCUGACCCUCGAGGGGCGCACUGGUGAUGAGAGAUCCUGGAGAGAGGAGCCGUGCUGAGACUGAGCAAACCUUCCUCCAUGAAGACACUUCCGGAGGCUGGUCCAGCUGCUCUCGUGGCUGUUUGGAGGAUGAGGAUGGGAUUUGCUUCCCAGCUCGGAGUCCUAUUAAAUGACAGCCUGCAGUUCGUGUUCAAAAUACGUUUACUGUGGGAACAGUAAUCCCUAAUCACAUUUUGAAAUCACAUAUUUUCUUUAGGCAAAUUAAAAACCGCUGUGGCUGUGUUUACCAA
Cervus elaphus (red deer) is the source of this 1577-nucleotide messenger RNA. RefSeq names its product alkB homolog 3, alpha-ketoglutarate dependent dioxygenase (gene ALKBH3). The record is from RefSeq and is a predicted model, not a curated record. The coding region runs from base 454 to 1314 and encodes 286 amino acids. Gene Ontology annotation, cellular component: nucleus. Gene Ontology annotation, molecular function: dioxygenase activity. Gene Ontology annotation, biological process: DNA repair; DNA alkylation repair. The transcript is spliced from 10 exons. NCBI's taxonomy places the organism in Eukaryota, Metazoa, Chordata, Mammalia, Artiodactyla, Cervidae.